AUGAACUUUCCCCUUCAAUUUUCACUGAACACACCCCUCCCUAGUGCUCAAUCGCGCGUGAUCGUGACGAGAAACGGUUAUGGCAGGCCAGCUGUGUGCUAUCUGGUGGUUUUCUUGAAAAGUUCAUACGAACUGUUAUUAAAGGUUGCGCUGCCCGUCGGGGAGUCCAUGCCAGCGAUGAAAAAUAAUUGUGCCGACAUACGGCAAGCAACAAUUGAGUGGUUUCAUACCAAUCAGCGCCGCGACCUACCGUGGCGACAGACAUUUUCCGACACAGAUGCGUGUCAUCCGGUGGUACCCGUUGUUACUCCUCUGACUGAUCCCUAUCAUGUGUGGGUCUCAGAGGUGAUGUCGCAGCAAACGCAGAUGGACACUGUCAUUCCCUACUUCAAGCGAUGGAUAGCGGUCUUUCCGGAUAUUGCCACUUUGGCUCGAGCCACAGAGGCGUCUGUCAUGGCGGUUUGGUCGGGCAUGGGCUAUUACCGCCGCGCGCUGUACUUGAAAAAAGGCGCAGAACAUGUCAUGAAGCACUUUGGGGGCUCAUUGCCAACUACUGCGGCUCAGCUACGUGCAAUCCCUGGUAUUGGCCUCUACACUUCGGCGGCUAUUGCUUCCAUUUGCUUUCGUGAAAGAAUUAUUUCAGUGGACGGUAAUGUUGUGCGUGUUUUGAGUCGGUUGCGCUGCGAGAGAAAUUUUGACCCCAAGUCCGCCAAGAGUAUCAAAGAAGUAUUCCACUGGGGGCAGGAAAUUAUGGGGGAGGGUCCUUGUGACCGCCCCGGGGACUUCAACCAAGGCUUAAUGGAGAUUGGAGCGAGGGUAUGCAAACCGUCCGGCAGGCCGCUUUGUGAGGAGUGCCCGCUUCACCGUUAUUGUGGGGCAUACGCCGCAAUGCAGAGCGGUGAGAUACCUUCCAUUGAGGGCGUCAUUCCACUGAGAGCGAAAACACUCAAAAAGAAGAAAGAGCAUGUUUUUUGCUUAGUUCAUGAAUUUCGAGAGAAAACGGCGGGUGACAGUGCGUUGAAGCGGCGCUUCAUUGUUGUACGGCGUCCAGAAGAAGGGCUCUUGGGCGGUAUGUUGGAAUUCCCCUCCAGGACGUAUGUUUCUUCACCUGAUGGUGGUACUGACAUAAAAGGGAGCAGAGACGUUACCGAUGAGUUGCGCAAGAAACUUGCUGCUGGACACAAAAAUGUAGUGGAGGUCGGGCAUGUUCAGCACAUAUUUUCCCACAUUGAUAUGCGUGUGCUGGUCUAUCACGCUGUCUGGGAUGGGCCGUCGUUAGAUUGUGGUGGCUACACGAGGGGCACGGACCCCAGAGUUGCUGCUCGACGCCCUUCCGAAGAAAAGAUAUGCAACGCCCUGAGAAGAGAGCUUUGUCUGGACUCUUCACGCAUUUCCGUGAAGACGGAGGAGGAGAUAAAGGGUGCUGCUGCUAGUCGCUUGUUGCUGAAAAUACUUGACAAGCUAACUCCACUUAAUUCCGAAGGGAGGGUGCGAAAACCAUCAACGAGGAAACGACCUAGAUUGGCCGGAUAG
Molecule: messenger RNA, 1533 nt
Organism: Trypanosoma brucei brucei TREU927
Lineage: Eukaryota; Euglenozoa; Kinetoplastea; Trypanosomatida; Trypanosomatidae
Product: A/G-specific adenine glycosylase, putative
Exons: 1
Coding region: 1-1533 (510 amino acids)
Biological process (GO): base-excision repair; mismatch repair
Cellular component (GO): nucleus
Molecular function (GO): adenine/guanine mispair binding; 8-oxo-7,8-dihydroguanine DNA N-glycosylase activity; oxidized purine DNA binding
Source: RefSeq, a predicted model, not a curated record